GAACAAGUGAAUGAUUUAGAAAAUCAGAACGAUGAACUGGUUGAAAAAGAAUGUGAAGAUCCAGAAAAUGAAGAAGAGCAUGAAGGUUCACAACAAGAAAAUGAAGCAGUUCGGAAUGUACGUAAAAGAGUGAGAGGACCAACGCGUAUGCCAAAGGUUUGGGCCCAAGAAAAAGGGGAUAUAAUUCCUAUUUUAGUUAAUGAACACGGACAACCUAUUAAUGACAAAAGUAGUCAACUGACCCAUUUCAUGGGAACCCUUUCAAGGAGUGGAAAGUAUUUUCCGAUUUAUAAACCAUGGAAUAAAGUUAAGACCGCCAAAAAAGAAGCGUUGCUUGCACUCUUAAAGACAAAAUUUGAUAUUCCUGAAGCUGCUAAAGGCUGGAUAUUGCAAUCAUUUGGGCGGAAGGUGAAGAACUGGAGGGCAAGAGUUAAGGAACUAUACCAUGAUCCGUCUUUGUCACUGAAGGAACAAAUAAGUUCUAGGCCAAAACAAGUGCAAAAAAAACAAUGGAAGAAACUUGUGAAGUAUUGGAAUAAAGAAAAGUCUAAGCUCGUAAGUGAAAAAAACAAGGCGAAUCGGUCAAAGAAGAAGAUGGUUCAAGUAACGGGUAAAAAAAGUUAUGCUCGAGUCCGCGAAGAGCUAAAGGUGAUUGUAUGAGAUAGUGCAAUUGUUAAUGUAGCAUGUCGAUAUCCAUUGUUAAUACUUAUUUUCUUUUUAUUCAAACAGGCAUCUAAGGGACAAGAUCCAAGUCGAUUGUAAAAUGUUUCGUGCAUGUUUCUCCAAAGAUGGAACUACCAAAAAUUUGGAAGCUUCAAAUGCAAUUGCACAGAUGCAACAACUUAGUUCUAAUCUUCCCGAGGGCUCGAUCGAUAAGCCUGGACCAGAUGAUGUUUUUUCUAAAGUAAUGGGUAAUAAUCGAAAUGGUGAUGCGGUUAUGUAUGGUCUGGGUGUUCGUGCUGCUGAUGUUUGGGGUGUAAUACCAAGUCGUUCAGCAUGUCAUAGAGAAAACAUCCAAUUGAAGUCUCAAUGUGAAGAACUUACUAGUACUGUGGUCCAGUUACGAGCCCAAGUAUCAGAGAUGGAAGGGUCGAGGGGUGGUUCCAGUGUUCAACCUCUUGCAUCACAACAUUUCCCCAAUGUAACCAAUGGACAUCAACGUUUACGGGUCGGAGAUGAAGUUUUCCUCAAAAGCAUUCUAAACUCUACCGAGAUUGUAGCAAGAGGAAGGGUCCAGAGCUUGGACCCAAAUGAUCUAGUUGGUGGUACAGAGAUUGGACCAGAAUGGUGUGAGGUAAACGUUCAAGUACCAAUAAAAAAAUAUGAAAACUUGGUAAGACCAUAUGGUUUAUUUUCUACAAUUCAAGAUUGUAUUGGUGCACCCAUCGCAUGGCCCUAUCCAUUCAUCUCGGUAGUCCAUGAGGAUUGAGGACGCAUGAUGACUCAAGAUUUUAUGCUUCUUAUUUCUUUAAUUGUUUUUAAUUUCUUUGUUAAAUGUUAAGACUUUAUGUUAGAUAAUGUUAUAACUUAUUUAUGGUUAGUGUUUUUGUUAUGAACAUGUUUUUUUGAAAUAUAAUGAAGUUUUAU
Messenger RNA from Helianthus annuus (common sunflower), 1587 nucleotides. RefSeq lists its product as uncharacterized. The transcript is spliced from 7 exons. NCBI's taxonomy places the organism in Eukaryota, Viridiplantae, Streptophyta, Magnoliopsida, Asterales, Asteraceae. The record is from RefSeq and is a predicted model, not a curated record. The coding region runs from base 764 to 1429 and encodes 221 amino acids.